Molecule: messenger RNA, 2004 nt
Organism: Angiostrongylus costaricensis
Lineage: Eukaryota; Metazoa; Nematoda; Chromadorea; Rhabditida; Metastrongylidae
Source: the annotation of a GenBank genome assembly
AUGGAUAGAUGGGACGAGACGACGCGUCCGGUGGCUAGCGCUCGCCCAGCUUCAUCCUGUUCUGGUCAAGUGGCCGGCUGGCCAGCGGCGACGCGGCCUCCACUGUCCCAAGCCCCGUUAGUGUCCACCACCAUGGAGUCGCCUGGUUAUGUGCUGAGUGCAAAAAUUCGCGAAUUUUUCAAAUACACUGGCAUUCUUGUUCACAGGUAUCCGGCGCCGUUCUUUUGGAUUCCCGUUUUUUUGACUGUGUUCAGCGCUAUUGGACUGCUUCUGUUCAAAGAAGAGAAUCGAAUAUGGUAUCUCUACAGUCCAUCUGGUGCAGCUUCCCAUUACGAACAUUCCGUUGCCAACGAAUUCUUCAACGAUCGAGGCGGGAAGUUUUGGUUGGAGAUCGCUAUCACCACACGCGAUAUGGGCAAUCUGCUAAGAGAGAACUAUUUCGAUGAAGUCGAGGCAUUAGCCAGUUAUCUACAGUACAAUUUCACCACUGACUGUCUUAUUGGUGAUGGAGAAACGAAGUGCGCUUUUGCUGAACUUUGUUCUGGUAGCAGUUGUUCAGAAAAUCAGGUGAUACCAUUGUUCAAUCUGAUCUAUCGUAACGCGUCAUCACGCCUUCAUCCGAACUUCCGCCUGACCUAUCCGACUAUGCACCUCUAUAACGACGAGUACUACGUUGCUGAACACUUUGCUGGUGUUGAAAUCGAUAAAAAUACGAAUGUAAUAUCAUCGGUGAAAGUGGUUGUGUUGUAUUUUCGAACUGAUCGGCAAAACGAGGAGAACGCGAAAAAUUUACAAAGAUGGGAAAGCAGCAUUUUCGACUAUGUCGAACAAUUCCAACAUCCAGUGCUUAACAUCACUUGCAAUAGUGAUGCUUUGAUUGCCAGAGAGGUUCGCAAGAACGGUCUUGCAUGCUUACCGUAUUUCGGUAUUUCGGUAACGCUCGUGUACUGCUUCAUACUGAUUACGAAUCGUCGUGAACAUUUUCGAUUUGGUCACUCAGUCUGCAUGGGAUUUCUCGGGAUCGCUGGGCCACUGAUGGCAGUUGGAACGACCUUCUGUCUGCUGUUUUUGUUUGGAAUUCCAUUCAACUCGAUCACUUUGGUGAUGCCGUUUCUGAUCAUUGGAGUCGGUUCUGAUGAUGUCUUCAUUAUUAUUCAUGCUAUGCGAAAGACCAAUAAGAAAAUGUCACUUGAAGACCAAAUAGCUGAAACUAUGGAGGAAGCUGGACCAUCGAUUACUGUGACGUCCGUGACGAACAUACUGUCGUUUGGCAUUGGUGUCCUAACGCCGACGCCUGCGAUUUCGCUCUUCUGUCUCUAUACAUGCGUCGGUCUCGCUGUCGAUUUUGUCUACCAGCUUACAUUCUUCGUUGCUGCGUUAGUUUAUGAGGAGAUGAGAAUUUCCAACACCGAAAAGCCUGCAAUCGUGAACGUCGUCGUCAACCAGAAAGAAAUGGUGUCGGCGAAGCUGUCGGUGCGAUCAGUUCAUCCAGCCGAUCCAAACGGUAUCGUCUCAAAAUACUGUAAGUUAUUGGAAUCUGUGACGAUUCGUUUGGCACUAUUGGUUGUGUUGGUGAUCUAUUGGGCAACAUCGAUUUACGGAUGUCUAAAAAUGGAAAUUCGUAUGGACAGUACAAAAUUGGUGAUGAAGGAAAGUUCUCUACACAACGUCGUCUAUGUUUAUGAGAAUUUUUUGUGGAAGGAAGGACAACUCGUGAUGGUGUUUGUAAACUCUCCACCCGAUCUCUCGUUAGAGGUUAACCAACGUCGAAUGCUGGGAUUGGUCAGUGAGUUCGAAAGCCUACCAUAUUCGAUGGGUAGGAACUCAACAUCGUUCUGGCUUCGAUCGUUUCUCUACCAGUCCACUCUCUAUCACACAAAAGAAGGAUUCUAUUCGCUUUUGGAUAGAUGGCUUAAGGAUUCCGAGAAUAGUGGAUGGAGAUGGAAUGAUAUGAUACGACUGAAGCGAGACGUUAACGGAAUGGUUGUUGGAGUGGAUAAGUAA